AACCAGGAAGUAGCGGUUUCUGUUUGUAGCUAGCACGAGUUUAAAUUGUUGCUAGCCGCGGCUAGCUUGAGUUAAACAAAAAAUAAAAAUGACCGAGACGCUAAACGGAGCGGUUGCAGAUGCUAUCACGAUGCACAACUUUUCGGAGAGGAUUUUGGAACAGGUGAUACACUUUCACGUGAUGAAGCUGAGCGGCGGCUUCUUCCUGUGGGUCGGUUCGAGUCCGGUGCUGUCCAACCUGGCGGUCUCAAUGAGCAGCAAAUAUGAUUCGAUGCCUUUAUCUACAUUAGUCAUGGGGGACCCAUCCAAUACUGCUCCUAAUUCCUUGGCACAGAGAUUAGCAAAGAAGACCAAAAAGCAAGUAUAUGUGAGUUACAGUCUUCCGAUGACAGACCCCAACUUCAGUCUUCUGGUGGAGAACAGAAUCAAAAAGGAGCUUGAGCUUCACCCUGAACACUUCUGAACUGAGGACAUGUAGGAAGAACAGCAGCAUCAAGUUCCAGGUGCCUCUUCUUCCCUGGAUUUGAAUACCCUUUGCAAUACUGUAAUAAUACUCCAACACAAAUACCACAAAUAGUCACAUCAAGUGUUCUUUUAUUGACAUAAUAAAUUAAGUGGUUUAUUAUCAAAACAUGUAGGCCUAUGGCUUUUUGUACAAAUGCAUCAUAUUAAAAAAAUAACACUUAGAAAACAG
Molecule: messenger RNA, 694 nt
Organism: Plectropomus leopardus (leopard coralgrouper)
Lineage: Eukaryota; Metazoa; Chordata; Actinopteri; Perciformes; Serranidae
Gene: psmg4
Product: proteasome (prosome, macropain) assembly chaperone 4
Biological process (GO): proteasome assembly
Source: RefSeq, a predicted model, not a curated record